AUGCUGAAGGGAAACAUGCCUCAAAAGAAGGCCCCUUAUAUCGCUGCACCUGUCCACUCGGUCCUCAUCGUUGAUAAAGCCGAGGAGAGGGAGGAGGAUUCACUUGAUUCCGAAAGCAUGUAAGUUUUUAUAAAGUAGCACACACGUUGGGCCUUGGCUAUAUUGCAAUUCUUAAUAAAACUCGCUAAUUGUAAGUACAUAUAAUUCCAAGUUUUUGCCAGGUUUCAGCAAACUCUGAGCGUAGCAUGUGCAGCGCCUUCCCUGUCAAAGAGGGAACCUAGUUUCCCAUAAACCAUUUUAUUCGAAAAUUAAUUCGUUCUCUUUAUAAACGCAAAUAGUUAUAUUAUAUGUAUACAUGCAUACAAAGACACUGCAUGCUUUUCGUUUGUUUUCAACGGAAUAGAAAUACCAAUAAUACCUGAAUAUUUCAAUAAAAUUAUUUAUAGUUUUUCAAUUUUUACGGCUUUGACAUUUUUGAAAAUUCGGAAAUUUCGGUCUUUAGGAAGUCUUACAAGGAGCUGACGCUUUGCCAUUUCGAAUGUUUACGUAAGUAAGUAGAAGAUUUUGCACUCGUAAUCCUCCAAUGAAGUUUAAGGCAAAUGAAACGUAGAGCAUGGAUUUACUUUUAUUACAUGCCCAAUGCUUUUUAGAGCAAUAUACAUGACGGCGCAACAGGACACACGGAAUUUCCGAAACGCAUUUUUAACCGAAAUUGGCAACGAAAUAGACAAAAAUAUUACUCUGAGGGAACUGGUGGACGUUAUUGUUUGUGCUGGGAAAAACACAACAGUGGAAGAGUUGAGCAACGCAUAUCCUUAUAGUGAAGAUGCAGGUGAGGUUUUUCAGAAAGAUACUUGAGUUUUUUGUUCUUUUCUUUGCAAAAACCGCCGAAUAUAGUAUCUCGGCUGCGCUUGUACAUUGAAAGUUAAGGCUUCCAGGGACUAGGACAUGGCUUACAAGGGAAGUUCUCCAAGUGCGACGCUCGGAUUUUGGGGAAACUUGGCGCAGAUUUCGAUUGGUUUUCUUCUAACUUUAGAUAUAUCCGAGCUCCAAACUUGCGCUUUGCAGAAGGGUGUUCUACUCUCUGUCUGCUCUCUGCGCUUCGCGUGACCUCGCGGCCGCAAGAAUUGUUCAAUAUCUCGGCUGCGCCUGCAAAGCGCGAGCUAAGAAUUUCGGAAUAUGAGCGUCGCACUUGGCCUCCCUUUCUUAGGUCGGAUUGAUAUCAUAAAGUAAAAAAAUCUGGACUUUGAGCAAAUGCAACAAUUCAUCCUUUUUUCAGCCGAAAUAUCCUAUGACGAAGGCCUGUACAUUUUUCAAAAGCUUCCAGCCAUCGAAAUGGACAAUGCAAACCUGAUGGAAAAACUGGGAAACGGUGAUAUUGAUUACGAAAGGAUUAUUGAGGAGAUUAAAGACUCAAGCAUUGAAGACCUUGAUGACGUCAUCGACUUUCUUCAAAAAUGGAAGAAGCGGAAGUUCGAUGCAAAUGAAGUGAGAUAAACUAAAUUUUACCUUCGCAAUUAGCUCAUUUUUCAGAUUGAGACCGAGAUUAUGUCGACUCGCCAUCAGCUGUUGCAACUGAACGAAUCGUUGGUUCGGAAACAAAAACUGGAUGAUAAUGCAUUGCUAGCGCUGAAUUCGAGUACUGAGAGCUUGUCUUCAGUGUUUUCGAAUACAAGGAAUAGCCAAGUUCCGCUCGGUGAUCAAGCUCCUCCAGCGAUUAGCAGCGCCAGGAUGGGAACCAGCGCUGAAAGGGCAAGUUAUUCAUUUUUUAGACGUUACUCCUAUUUCAGGCGAUAUUAAAGUCGUUUGUAAUACAAAAAUCUCAUGAUCUCACCAUCUCUAUUGGCUACACUUUUGUUCUAACAAGAGCUCAACAGAUCUGCGUCGGGUUUAAGAUUAACGAAAAAAGUAGGUUGGGGGUUUGAAUUUACAGAUGAUAAAUCAGACGCUUUGAUAUUGCUGAAACCUGGCUGAGAAUUUGCCAGCUUUUUGAGGGAUAUUUGGCAGCCUUGGCUUGUAAUUUUUAAACAACCGCAGGGGCUGUUGUUUCGGGAAUUAGCCAAAAAUUUUACUUCGUUCUGUUGCAUAACUGGAUUUCAGUCGACCAAGAUCUGAACCGUUUCCAAAACCAUCUUAUUGGGUAUGUCACUUCCGACAGUUCAAGUGUAAUUGUUGCUCUAACCAAAAGAAAAGAUGAUCUGGUGAGUUGCUGACAUCGAAAAAAGACAGUUUUCAGUACCGCCGAAGCGAGUGGAUGCUUUUCCCACCGGGCUCCUACACCUUCUGCAUACGAUUCUUGAGGCCGCUAAAGGUGGUCGAACCUAACAAGGACGCGGAUAUCCUGACACACGAUGGGAAGUUGACAAAAGAAUACAAGUAUGCUCCAUUCGAUUUUUAUUGAUUAAAUAGGGGUUAAAAGCGCCAAAAAAGGUUAAAUAAUCCUUCAGGGUAAUGCUGAUGAACACUUUCGAUAUAUUUGACUUGGACGAUGACGGACUGUUAACCCGGGAAGAAAUGGAGACCUACAAAAUGCUCAGUGGAGGAGACAGAAUCUCACCAGAUGUGUGUUGAAGCUUUUUGAGCCACCAAUUACGCUGUGAUGACAAUUAAUCAAUGUAAUUUUAGGAUUGGGCCGCGCUAGAGAAAACUUGUCAAAUGCGAGAGAGAAUGCUGACAAUGAAAGGAUUUCUGGACAUGCAUCAACACGAGAUCAGAGCAAUGUCAGAGCGACAACGGCUCGAUCUGUGGGGAAAACUAAAAGAGCUCGGAUACAAUCGAAAAUUCUAUCUUAGCACGGUAAAUUCAUUUACAAGGAUUAUGUGACACUCUACACCUUCUUAAUUUUUAUAAAUGUCUGCACUCGGCCUUUGAAUAGGGUUCUCAAAUUUCCUUUGAAAAAACGGUUUUUGGUGCACAGCCGACCUAGAAUAGAACGUCUUCUUCACAGCCAAAAUCUCACAAAAAGCUAUCAAUUUUUUUCAGGGCUGUCCAGUCUGGAUCGAGCUUCAAACUGGGGAUGGCUUGAUACACAUGGACAACUUUGAAAUUGCAUAUUUUACUCCAGAGUCAGAUUGGCAACUACUCGAGUUUUAUUGGGAGAAUGGGACAAAUUUGCCGUAUUUGAAAGAAUUGGCAAGUGUGAGGCUGUAUAAGACUGACUAUUUCGCGGUCAUCGUUGCUGGAAGGAUGGUGAGUACAUGUGCAAAGUCUCAUGGUGAAAAAAUGCUUCAGCCAGAAAAAAUACGUUACAAAUUCGACCUGUCGGCUUCGAAUAACGUGAAUAUACAGGGCGAUGACUUGAUUCUCGAUGUCGAAGUGGAACCCGACGAGAUAAAGGUACGGUUGGAGAAAUGACAGCUUUUAAGACUAUUUUUAGAUCCUUACGGUGGCGAUUGCCCAAGGAGAAAGUUGGUUUUUAUGUGUGAAGAAACUUCUAGUCGAGCCGAAUCUAACUUAUCCGGCGGUGAUGCCGGGUCCGUCGUCUUAG
This is a messenger RNA of Bursaphelenchus xylophilus (pine wood nematode), 3487 nucleotides long. The record is from the annotation of a GenBank genome assembly. Lineage: Eukaryota; Metazoa; Nematoda; Chromadorea; Rhabditida; Aphelenchoididae.